GCGAGGGGAAGCGGAAGCCUGAGCUCUUAGUCGGCUCCCAUGUCCUGUCCCUCGCUUCCCGCAGUGGAGAAAGGAAAGCACCAGCCGGUCAGUGCACGAGGGAGCCCGGGCUCGGCUGAGGUCCUGCAGCAGGAUUGCACGCGCCUCCUCUGCCCCACACGCACGCCGAUGCACACACACGUAUCUUUCAGGAAGUGACUUAGGGCAGCAGAAGCCUAAAGAAAAGUUGAUUGUGGAGGUAUAGAGAACAGUGAUUCAAGAUCUCACUCUGGAUCAGCCAGUUCCAGAAUAAUCCUGAAACUAGGGAGCAGAUGGCAACACUGUCCCCUCAGUUGCUAACUGCGGCAGCUCAGCAGAACCUUAGACCAGGAAGGAAGAAGGGUUUAUCUCCAGCUGCCUCCUUGCACCUGGCUGGGGAGAUCUUAGCUGUAGCUUCUGGAUUGAAACCCGCUCUCCUGUACGAUUACAAUUCAGUUGGAGUAGACAAAAUCGAGAACUACCUUCAGCAGAUUCAGGGCAUUGGCCUGACAAAGCAUCGGCUGCACCUUCUCAAUAUAGCAGACAAUGUUCUGAUACUCAACCUGGAGAAGACGGCACUGUGGCUGGAAAUGCUGUUAUUCACAAACAAAGUGCCCUUCAUUGAUGUUUCAGCUUCUAGGACGUGUCCUGGCCCUUGUGAGCCAGAAUAUGUGGAAUCUAUAAAGGGCCACAUUGCUGAAAUACUGGCUCAUGUUAAAACACUGCCAAAUAUCACAUCCCAGCCGGUCACUACCAGUGAGAUCUUCUCUGCCGAUUGGAAUCUAUGCACCAUCUUUGGUGUUCUCCUGGGCUACCCAGUUUCCUAUACUGUCACAACUGAGCAGGGGUUUGACAACUGUUUAUCUCUGACCCCACUGAGAGUUUUUACUGUCCAGGCCUCUUGCUGUAGGAUAAGCAAAGAUCUCAGAGUCCGAAUUUAUUCCUUUAGUGUCCCAGAGAACCUGUAUCUUGCCAUGAAGGAGGCCCUGGAUGCAUGGAGUGGCAAUCUGAAGGAUGUAUUUAGUGCGCAGAAUGACUUUGCAAACCUCUGUAUCUCAACGGAGGUGGUUUCUCUAGCUGCUGUUGCUUUGUAAAUCUAGUUUCUUCAUUUCUUAUCAUCACAGGCUUGGGGGUUGUCAGGCAUGAAAUCUAGCGGGACACUUAACACUGCCCUAUGGACAAAGGUUCCCCUAGGAAUAGCUUGAAACCACAACUCUCCCCCACACCUGGAAUUUAAGGCCCAAAGCACUGGAUGUGAAGGGUGAGCAUGUUAGAUGCUGAACCUGUAUUCGCCAUGUCACUGGUACCUUGAACACUUGCUUUUCCUCGAAGUGCACUUUGUAGAUUCAGGCACCCACAGCUGGGUUGCAGGCAGUUCAUGUGGGAUGGAUCCCAGUUGUAGGGUGUUCAACUCCUAGGGUUUGUCUACACUUACAGCACUGCUGUAGUGCUUAGUGAAGAUGUGACCUAUGCCGAUGGGAGAGCUGCUCCCUUCAGCCUAGGUACUGCACCUUCCUGAGAGGCGGUAGCUAUGGUGACGGGAGAAGCCGUUCUGUCGACAUAGCACUGUCUACACCAGGAGUUCGGUCGGUAUAGCUGUGUUGCUCAGGGGUGGGGAUUUUCCACUCCAAAUAGGACUGUGGUAAUUCCAUUCCCUGCCCUACCACAUCAACAGCUGCUCCUAAUGGCCGUUUGACUAGAAGAAUGAGCACAGUGACAGGAGUCAAGAAGCCAUGGGUUCUAAUCUCAUUUUUUCCUCUGGGUCCAUUGGGGCAAGUGAUUUCUCCCCAUAUGUGCCUCAGUUUCCCCAGCUGUAAAAUGGGGAUAUUUACCUCUCAGAAACAAUAUGAGGAUUAAAAAGGGGUCCAUAUUUGUACCGUGCUUUGAACAUGUAAAAUUUUAUAAAUACUGUUACUAAUUGCCUAUGUUAUGUAGUGUAACCCAUCUACCAUAGACUCUGCUUGUGCUCACAGCACAGAUGUGUGCAUUAAAGAUACGUGCUGUUGUCAAAGCAACAGAACUCAGCUGUUAAAAGAAUUUCAAUAAGUACCUAGCAUUGAGAUUAACAUGGUAUUGACAUUUCACAAUUUUUCUCCCCACACUUAAUUAAAAAAAAAAAAUUAGCAACCUGUAGUGCUUUGUAUGGAUUGGAGGGUGGCAGGGAGGGGAGAGGAGGAGGCUACACUGAUCAACUAGGAGGUGAUGAGGAUCUGGACAAGAGCUGAGACAGUCUAGACGGACAGAAAAGGGGUGGGUGUGUGUGGUGCGGGGGGCAGGGUUUUGUGUCUCCUACUGAGUUCUUUCCUCCUGCAGUGGGAGUUUUUAAGUGACUGAUACUAUGCAGUAAAACAUAUGGCUGCUGCAGCACAGAAACUGAACCUUUUCUAAUGUAACCUUCAAUUAAAAAUUAAACCAAGCAAGAGGAAUGAUCUCACCGCA
This is a messenger RNA of Mauremys reevesii (Reeves's turtle), 2457 nucleotides long. It is a transcript of the gene C4H1orf74, whose product is annotated as chromosome 4 C1orf74 homolog. The record is from RefSeq and is a predicted model, not a curated record. The transcript is spliced from 2 exons. Lineage: Eukaryota; Metazoa; Chordata; Testudines; Geoemydidae. The coding region runs from base 312 to 1112 and encodes 266 amino acids.